Toxorhynchites rutilus septentrionalis is the source of this 2894-nucleotide messenger RNA. RefSeq names its product WD repeat-containing protein 3. Gene Ontology annotation, molecular function: protein binding; snoRNA binding. The coding region runs from base 37 to 2796 and encodes 919 amino acids. NCBI's taxonomy places the organism in Eukaryota, Metazoa, Arthropoda, Insecta, Diptera, Culicidae. The transcript is spliced from 3 exons. The record is from RefSeq and is a predicted model, not a curated record. Gene Ontology annotation, cellular component: small-subunit processome; Pwp2p-containing subcomplex of 90S preribosome. Gene Ontology annotation, biological process: maturation of SSU-rRNA.
UGUUUAAUUUUGUACUCGUACGGAGUGUUUUAAACAAUGGGUCUUACUAAACAAUAUUUGGCGUUCAAGCCGACGUCAAUUUUCAACAUAAUCGCCAGUGGCCGGGCGAACAUUUCGUUUGUUACGAUUGGAGGCGUGGAUGGCCGUUAUGUAGCGGUGGCCGGGGCUGAAAAUGUCCUCGUUUGGAACACAAGACUUGGUAAGAGGGUUUUGGAAAUGACACGCGACAAGCAGGAAGUUACUUAUCUACGACCAAGUCCGGAUCAGAAACAUCUUGCAGUUGGUUAUACGGACGGUGUGAUUGAAAUAUUCAGUUUGGAAAGUCAACAGUCUGUGUGCACCUUCGCGGCCCAUCGAUCGGCAAUUAGUUCUUUAAAUUACGACCUCGUCGGUUUGAAAUUAGUUUCUGGUGGGCUUGAUAAUGAUAUUGUCGUAUCAGAUGUGGUAGCUCAGAGUGGCAAGUGCCGCCUGGUGGGACACAAUGCACCCAUAACGGGAGCUUGCUUUAUGCAAAAGUAUCACGAUGUGGUGAUUUCCUGUUCCAAAGACACCCAAAUAAAGUUUUGGAACAUUGAUACUCAAAGUUGUUUUAAAACCAUCGUAGAUCACAGGACGGAGGUUUGGGGCAUUGCCUUGAUGCGACAUGACGACUUUGUUGUCGCUGGAUCAGGCGACACUCAGCUUACGGUUUAUAAGAUUGUUGAGAAUAAUAAAGAACACAUUACGGAACCCGUAGGAGAAUUGGAAGAGAUAUUGCUGGAGUCGGAAGCCAGCGCUCCGUUUCGUUGUACACAAAUAGGGAACAUCCAACGGUCUGGUUUCGGUAGAACAAUUAAUCUGAUUGCGGAGAGUAAUGGACAAAUUCUCGGCUGUCACGGAACGGAUCGAAAGAUUGAACUUUUCUACUUCUGUACCGCUGAAGAGUCACUUGCCCGCCUAACAAAACGUCUGAAAAAGCUGGACUUGAAAUCCAAAGUACAAGACUCUAUUACAUCGACGACAAAUGCCCCUGAACGUCAAUUGUCGCUAACGGAUGAGAUCAAGCGGUUGCCGGCAAUAUCGGUAUCGGAUAAAAUAAAAUCGUUUGAUCUUCUUCUUGGCAACCGAAAUGAUCUGCGUGUUUGUGUCACAUACGUGAGGAACCUCGUGCAAAUUUACAUGAUAAACGUAGGGGAAAAACAUGCUGAGGCGAGCGUUAUCCAAAGUAUUCGUCAACAGGGUCAUCUUUCCGAAGCUCGUAGCGUCACAUUUAGUUCGGACAACCUAGCGAUCGCCUCCGCUAGUGGAGAGUCUUUAAAAUUAUGGAAUCGAGCUUCUCAGUCUUGUCUGCGAACAAUUGAAACUGGUUACGUGUUGAGUUCAUGUUUUGUUCCAGGAGAUAGACAUGUGCUGGUUGGAUUGAAAACUGGCGAGCUGUUAAUUAUUGACAUAGUGACCGGGGAGGUGAUCGAAAAGAUUGCAGCACACGAGAAAGAACUAUGGAGCAUUGUUCUCACACCUGAUAUGCGCGGAUGCGUUACAGGUGGAGGAGACACCACCGUCAAAUUUUGGAGUUUCGAGCUGAUUGCUGAUCCCAAUCGAGAAGAUAACAGUGAAGUGAAGGUUCUUUCUCUUCUCCACAAGAACGUAUUAAAAUUGGAAGAAACAGUUCUCUGUGUACGAAUUUCUCGGAAUGGUAAAUAUAUUGCCGUCGCUCUUUUGGACUCCACGGUGAAAAUAUUCUUCCUGGAUUCUUUGAAAUUUUAUCUCUCGCUUUACGGGCACAAACUACCGGUACUUUGUAUGGACAUCUCGUACGAUUCCACCCUCAUCGUGACCGGUUCAGCCGAUAGGAGUAUUAAAAUUUGGGGCAUGGAUUUCGGUGAUUGCCACCGGUCGUUGAUAGCCCACGACAACACUGUAACCGGACUGGAGUUUAUUCCCAAAACACACAUGUUUUUCUCCUGUGGCAAAGAUGGUAAGCUGAAGCAGUGGGAUGCCGACAGUUUCGAAAAAAUUGUUACCCUGCCGGGACAUGUGGGUGAGGCCCACAGUUUGGCCAUCAGUCCCAACGGAAAGUUUGUGGUCAGCUGCGGAUCGGAUAGAACUUUACGAUUGUUCGAGCGAACAGAUGAAACGUUAGUUUUGCAAGAUGUCCAAGAGGAAGAACGGGAAGAGUUGGAGAAUGUCACACUAGCUACAGGGGACGAUUCCAGUGUUCCGGGUCUCCCGGGACUAAAAUUGCCCUCUAAAAAGACUAUCGGAUCGGAAAAAGCCGCCGAAAAUAUACUUGAAUGUUUGGAGGUGAGCAAGAAAUUUGAACAGGAAGACAGCAAGAACAUCAUUCCGCCGCUGAUGUGCGCCUACGAGGCAACCAACACGGACGACUUCCUGCUCGCCGUUCUAAUGCGUAUACGUGCCAGUGAUCUCGAGGAGGCUCUUUUGCUACUUCCCUUUGCUAGUGUCUGUGAGAUAUUAGAGCGUAUUCCGAAACUAACGCAAACCCGUCAGGAUCACACGGAAAUCAUCUGCAAAGUAGUUUUAUUUUUGUUCCGUAUUCACCAGAAGCCGAUCGUGAGCAAUCAAAUGCUACUGCCGGUAAUUCAGGACAUCAUCGGUAAACUGCAAAGAGCAAUCGUUGAACUGAGGGACAUGAUCGGGGUCAAUUAUCACGGGAUGCAAAUGCUGCAGCGAGAAGUGGAAGCGAACCAGGGCGUCGAUUUGUUCCGCGAUGCUACGAAAUCGAAACGAGCGAAGGACAAGAAGCGGAGAAGAAAAGAGCUGACAAAACGAACGUUCGUUCAAAUAAGCACAUAGGAAACAUCCUGUACUCGAGACGUGUCUUGAUGUUGAUAUCAAUAUAAUAUUAAAAACUGGUUAACAUGUAAAUAAGCCAUUAAAAAUUGUUUGAUGAU